This is a messenger RNA of Telopea speciosissima, 4540 nucleotides long. Its product is annotated as ABC transporter C family member 3-like. The record is from RefSeq and is a predicted model, not a curated record. NCBI's taxonomy places the organism in Eukaryota, Viridiplantae, Streptophyta, Magnoliopsida, Proteales, Proteaceae. The coding region runs from base 17 to 4510 and encodes 1497 amino acids. Gene Ontology annotation, molecular function: ABC-type transporter activity; ATP hydrolysis activity; ATP binding. The transcript is spliced from 10 exons. Gene Ontology annotation, cellular component: plant-type vacuole; vacuolar membrane. Gene Ontology annotation, biological process: transmembrane transport.
AAGAAAAUUUGCAAACAUGAAUGCUUUUGAACAAUCAAAGAAUGAUAUCAAUAUCUGGAUUUUUAUUCAGCAGUCUUCUACAACCAUUUUCCUACACGGGUUUUCUGCUUCUUCACACAUAAUUUUGUUAUUAGUUUUAUCCAUUUCAUGGGCUUGUAAGAAAUCCACAAUACCUACCCCUGAAAAUUCAAAACCAAGGUUGAAGAAUACAUAUACUUUAUACCAUUGGUCAACCCUUAUAUCUUGCAUGGGUCUGUCUUUUUGUGACCUUCUCCUAUGCAUGUUAAAUUACUUUUCUGGGUAUAGACAUGGUUGGUCUGAUCUAAAGAUUUUUGCCCAAUUGGAUUUUGGAUUCAGAACACUCACUUGGUUUGUGAUCUCUGCUUACUUGUACAUCAAGUUUCCUCAUUCAAGUGAGCACAGGUUCCCUAUUCUACUAAGGAUUUGGUGGGCCUUCUACUUCCUAAUGUCUUGUUUCUAUCUUGUUAUGCAUCUUGUUCUAUAUUGGAAACAUUCAUCCUUAUCAAUUCUGCUAUGGGGUUCCGAUGUUGUAUCCAUUAUUGCUUGUUUGUUCUUUUGUUAUACUGGGCUGUUUGGUAAGGGGCGAGAAUGUGAAGACUUCCUUCUUUUGGAACCUCUUUUGAAAAACAGUUCUAAUCGUAACAAUGGUGAUGGAGAGCAAGGAUCAACUGUUGGUGGAGAGACUGUAACUCCUUAUGCAAAUGCCAAUCUUCUUAGUAUUUUUAAUUUUGCUUGGAUUGGCCCUUUGCUUGCGCUCGGGUAUAAAAAAACAUUAGACCUUGAAGAUAUUCCUCAGGUUGCCAAUUAUGAUAGUGCCAAUGUGGUCUUUGCUCGUUUUAGAAAUAAACUUGAAUCAGAUGGUAAUGACAGUGGUCAAGUAAGCACACUCAAGCUAGUGAAGGCAUUGAUUCUCUCAACAUGGAAAGAAAUUUUAUGGACAGCUUUAUUAUCCAUUGUAUGCACGUUGGCCUCUUAUGUUGGACCAUAUCUUAUUGAUGCAUUUGUUCAGUAUCUCAAUAGCCCUCACCAACUAAAAUAUAAAGGCUAUAAACUAGUAGUUAUUUUUUUUCUUUCAAAGCUUAUAAGAUGCCUUUCAGAGAGGCACUUAUUCUUUCAAUUACGAAAGAUGACAAUGAAUGUCUGUGCUGCCUUAUUCUCAAUAAUCUAUAAGAAGAGUCUCAGACUUUCAAAUCAAUCAAAGCAGGACCACACUAAUGGGGAGAGCAUUAAUUUGAUGAGUGUUGAUGUUGAGAGGACUGGUUUUUUUAGUUGGUAUUUACACGAUAUGUGGAAGGUGCCUAUUCAGAUUGUUCUAGCAUUGUUGAUCUUAUACAAGAGCCUUGGGAUUGCUUCAUUGGUAGCUUUGGUUGCCAUAUUGAUUUUGAUGUUAGCAAAUGUUCCACUAGGAAAACUACAGAAGAAAUUUCAGAGGGAAUUGAUGGAUUCAAAAGAUCGAAGGAUGAAGGUAACAUCUGAGGCUCUGCGAAAUAUGAAGAUUCUCAAACUCCAAGGUUGGGAGAUGAAGUUCUUGGCUAAAAUUAUUGACCUAAGGAACUUUGAAACAAAAUGGUUAAAAAAACUACUUUAUUCAUCAGCUGUGAUUGCCUUUGUCUACUUAUCUACUCCCAUGUUUGUAUCCAUGGUUACUUUUGGUUUUUGUAUGUUUAUGAGAAUUCCGUUAGAUUCGGGGAAGAUUCUAUCUGCACUUGCAACAUUUCAGUUAUUGAAAGGGCCCAUUUAUAAUAUUGAAGACACAAUCUCUAUGAUAGUACAGACUAAAGUUUCCCUUGAUAGGAUAGCCUCAUUCCUCUGCCUUGAUGAUUUUCAUCCGGAUAUAGUACAUAAUCUUCCAGGAGAUAGUGACGAGGUUGUAAUUGAGAUAAUCAAGGGGAAUUUCUCUUGGGACCUUCAUUCUCCUAAUAUUACAUUGAAAGAUCUUAAUUUAAAAGUGUAUCAUGGUAUGAGAGUGGCUAUUUGCGGUUCUGUUGGGUCAGGAAAGUCAAGCCUACUUUCAUGCCUAUUAGGGGAAGUGCCAAAGAUAUCUGGAGCCAUUAAGUUGAAUGGGACAAAGGCCUACGUUGCACAAUCACCUUGGAUACAGAGUGGCAAGAUAAUAGACAAUAUAUUGUUCGGUAAGGUGAUGAACAAGGAAAGGUACGAAAUGAUUCUUGAAGCAUGUUCAUUGAAGAAGGACCUAGAAUUGUGUGCCUUUGGGGACCAAACUAUCAUAGGAGAGAGGGGGAUCAACUUGAGUGGUGGGCAAAAGCAAAGAAUCCAGAUUGCACGUGCUUUGUACCAUGAUGCUGAUAUUUAUCUGCUUGAUGAUCCAUUUAGUGCGUUGGAUGCUCACACAGGGACUCAUCUAUUUAAGGAGUGUUUGUUGGGAAUUUUGGGUUCAAAAACAGUAAUUUAUGUUACCCACCAAGUAGAGUUUUUAACUUCUGCUGAUCUUAUCCUGGUUAUGAGAGAUGGAAGGAUUACUCAAGCAGGAAAGUAUGAAGAAAUUAUUAGUUCAAGAACUGAUUUUAUGGAAUUUAUGGGUGCACAUAAGAAAGCUUUGGCAGACCUUAAUUCUGCCGAACGUCAGGCUGCUUUGAAUAAUUUAGUUAAUGACGAGGAAGAUGGAAAUAUGAUAUGUAGUGACAAGUCUAUUCAAGAUGAUGAAGAAACAGACCCCAAAAAUUACAAAAUAGAAAAAUUGGUUAAGUCAGAAGGACAACUUGUUCAAGAAGAAAAGAGAGAAAAAGGUGGAAUUAGUGUUUCAGCAUACUGGAAGUAUGUUACCACUGCAUAUGGUGGGGGUUUUAUACCAUUGAUAUUACUAGCACAAAUUCUUUUUCAGUUUCUUUUAAUAGUCAGUAGUUACUGGAUGGUGUUGGCUACUCCCGUUUCACAGGAUGUGAGACUUCAUGAUGGAGGAUCCACUCUCAUAUUUGUUUAUGUUGCUUUGACCAUUGGAAGCUCUCUUUGUGUAUUUAUAAGGUCCAUGCUCAUUGUAACUAUUGGAUACAAGACAUCCACUCUACUCUUCAACAAAAUGCAUAUGUGCAUUUUCCAUGCUCCCAUGUCAUUUUUCGAUUCUACUCCAAGUGGAAGGAUUCUAAAUCGGGUAUCCAUAGAUCAAAGUGUAGUUGAUACCACUAUUCCACGUCAAAUUGAAGAACUUCUUAUCUCAAUCGUAGGAUUCUUAGGAACUAUUGCAGUAAUGUCACAUGUUGCAUGGCAAAUGUUAAUAAUUUUUAUUCCAGUCACUGUGACAUGCAUCUGGUAUCAGCGAUACUACAUAUCUGCAGCACGAGAGCUAUCACGACUGGUUGGAGUAUGCCAAGCUUCAAUUAUACAACAUUUUUCCGAAUCUAAUUUAGGUUCAUCCACAAUCAGAUGCUUUGAUCAAGAAGAGAGGUUUAUAAACACUAACCUCAAGCUAGUGGAUGGUUAUUCCCGACCUAUAUUUCAUUUUUCUGGUGCAAUAGAGUGGUUAUGCUUCCGCAUGGAUAUGUUGGCAUCCAUCACAUAUGUCGUCUCUUUGAUUUUCUUGAUCUCUGCGCCGAAGGAAAUAUUGAGUCCUGGUGUUAUGGGUCUAGCAGUCACAUAUGGGCUUAAUUUUAGUAUGCAUGGGAUUAUAUGGGAUCUUUGUAGUCUUGAGAGUAAAAUCAUAUCUGUUGAGAGAAUACUGCAAUAUACUUCUAUCCAGAGUGAACCCCCUCUAUUGGUAGAAGAAAAUAAGCCAGAUCGAGAAUGGCCACAACAAGGGAAAGUUGAUAUUUUUGAUCUACAGGUCCGGUAUGCUCCACACCUUCCUCUUAUCUUGAGAGGUCUCACAUGCAGUUUCUUGGGAGGGAUGAAGAUUGGCAUUGUUGGGCGAACAGGAAGUGGUAAAUCAACUCUCGUACAAGUCCUCUUCCGCAUGCUUGAACCUACGACUGGUCAGAUUUGGAUAGAUGGUAUCGACAUUUCUAAGAUUGGUCUUCAUGACUUGCGGUCAAGAUUGAGCAUCAUCCCACAAGACCCAAUAAUGUUCGAUGGGACUUUAAGAAGCAAUCUUGAUCCACUUGAAGAAUAUACUGAUGAAAAGAUCUGGGAGGUUUUAGAUAGAUGUCAGCUUGGUGAUGAAGUUAGAAAGAAGGAAAGAAAGCUUAAUUCUGCAGUGACUGAGAAUGGAGAGAAUUGGAGCAUUGGUCAAAGGCAACUAGUCUGUUUAGGGCGGGUAUUACUGAAGAGGAGCAAAGUGUUAAUACUCGAUGAAGCUACUGCAUCGGUAGACACUGCGACUGACUAUCUAAUUCAACAAACGCUUAGGCAACACUUCUCAGGAUCGACUGUUAUCACAAUUGCACACAGGAUAACAUCAAUUCUUAAUGUUGAUAUGGUCCUCCUCCUUGAUAAUGGCCUUGUAUUGGAAUAUGAUUCCCCAACAAAAUUGCUAGAGAUCAAAUCUUCAUCAUUUGCAAAGCUUGUUAAGGAGUAUACUCGAAGUUGUAGUUCCUAGUUUUUGAAAGACUAAAUAAGUUAUGAAUGU